GCAUCUAACAUACAUAGUAGUAAUCAAAAACCAUUGGCGCCAUCUAACUGCAACCGAGAGCAGCAGCAGCAGCAGCUAGCUGCGAAUUUGCGAUGGCCUCUUCCUCUGCUCUGAAGCUGGCCGCCGCCUGCACGCUGCUCCUGUGCGUCGGGUCGGACCUGGCGCGGCCGGCCCUCGCGUCGGCGCCACCGCCGUCGCGUGAUGAUGACCACCAGGAGCGGGCCGCGGCCGGCGAGCGGCUGGUGCGGGAGCACGUGGAGCACGGUCUCGCCGAGGAGCUGGGCCUCCUGAUGGGGCGGCAGCGCCGCGGCGGCGGCGGCGAUGUGGGCGACAUCUGCCCGGCGGCGUGCCAGACCUGCCUGAUCACGUGCGCGGUCACGUGCGUGCUCAGCAAGGUGCCCAUCGCCUGCUUCGCCAACUGCGCCGUGUCGAGCUCCUGCUUCGGCAAGUCUGUCGCACCGUCACACACUGCGCACGCUUGAGCCCCGGAGCCAUCUUUGGGUGUCACCAAUCCGAGCUCUAUGUUUAUUGGCGCGACGUCUGAGAUGUUGCAGUGUGUGUAUGUGUGCGCGCGCGCGCUGUCUGCAUGUAUGUGUUGUUCCAAGUCGCGAACCGUGGCACAAGCACGGCACUCACUGAUGGUCGAUGGAUCACAGAUAUCUCUGAUGGCCUGACUGUUCCGCAAAAAGUGUUCUUUUAGAUUGUACUAAAUUAAGUUCAUCUAAUUAAAGAAAUAUCAAAUAAUAAGAUUGUAUAGAGAAAAGUAUGGAACCAACCAAAUAUUUAAGUAGAUAUUAAUUUUCUGUUUUCAAUGUGUUUGGAUUUAUUGAGGAUAUAGGGAACCAAAUAAAUACCGUGGUUUUCAAUCACAACUGCUAUAGAGCAUUUUCCACUACUAGUAAUUUGUCUAGAAUUUUCUAGAGAAACAUUUAUUUUAGAAUGGAGGGAGUAGGGUGUAUGAAAUGAAAUGUUAUUAUGAUGUACUAUAAAUGUGUUGUGUCCUCGUUGGGAAAAAUAUCUGCAGUCAUGCUGCUGCUAA
This is a messenger RNA of Panicum virgatum (switchgrass), 1039 nucleotides long. RefSeq lists its product as uncharacterized. Lineage: Eukaryota; Viridiplantae; Streptophyta; Magnoliopsida; Poales; Poaceae. The record is from RefSeq and is a predicted model, not a curated record. Bases 93 to 482 code for a protein of 129 amino acids. The transcript has a single exon.